UAUUAGGCUGCAUGCCCCCUUAGCACUAGCCCCUAUUUCCAAUUCGAUGUUUUUUUUUGCUUUUGGUCUGCUGGUGCCACAACAUACCCCUUCGUCUCGAUUUGCGCCCUUGGCUAGCUCCUAGCUCGAGAAUAAAAACUUGGUGGCCUGCCCGAUCUUGGCCAGCGCACCAAAUCGACAAGCCUCCAGUGUGACAACUAGCCAAGCUUUGGCUGGACGAAAACAGCCUCCCUUUGUUACGUACCUCGUUGGCCUUGUUGGUCAACCCCGGACGGGUGGUAGCCCCAGAUACGAAUAGGGAAAAAAAGGGGGCAUCGAUACCAGCCCAACGCACCCAUUCGGGCGCAUCAUAUCCCUUUCCCAAAGAAGUAUAUUAGGAGUCCAGGAUCGCCCCGACUUUGCACCGGAGCUUUUGUCCCUUCUCCACGCACGCCCCGCCUUGCAGUUCCCAACUCGCUUCAUAUAACUGUCGACAUCGACUCGGUUGCUUAACCUCGCAACAGCAUAUCCUCACCAACACCGCCACUCCCACAUCACAUACACCCACACAAUGGCAUCAAGGCCAGCCCACCCCAGGUACCGGUCAGCCUUCUCGAGCUGCGCCACCUCGAGGGCAUCAUCCGCCUCCCUGAGCGACGACGAGGACGCCAUCACGCCCGCGGGACCCAUCGUCGCCGCCGCCGCCGCCGUCGAGGAGACGAGGAAUAGCAGCAGCAAGGCCAUCCGCCGGAAGCGGCGCGCCGUGUCCCCAGCCGACUCCAACCCGGACGUCCCGAGCUUCAGCCUGGACGACGGCGCCGGCUUCUGCUACCUGAACGGCCCCGACGCCGCCUCCGCCUCGGACCCGCUGGCGGCCGGUAUGGACUCGUUGAGCCUCUGGCGCCGCAUGCUGGCCGUCCAGCGCGUCUUUGGCUGCUACAACUCGGCCCGCAUCAGCGCCGCCCUGGACGACGAGGCCCUGCAGAGCCGUGUUCCUUCCAGGGCAUGUCUUGAUCUGCUCAACGACAGCAUCGCGCACCUCCCGGACGACGAGCGCGAGCAGGUCGAGUACUUCAUCGAGCAUGGAGAGAUGAAGCCCUCCCGGAAGCGCCGGAGUCUCUGGAGGAGCCUCGCCUGAGGAACCCUUUCCUGACGGCUGUUCCCCUUUACUUCUACAUCAACCUUUUAGUCCUUCAAUGUUUAUUUCAUGAAUCAUGUACCUUCAUAGCACGGCGCUGGUUUCGCGCCUUUGCCAUUUUCAUCGGCCAGGCUGGUUUAUUUUUAUUUUUAUUCUUCUUCUUUUUCUUGUUAUGCCUGGAACUUCUGCUCGGACAUUGCUUGGUUUUUGGGGCGUUUCUUUUUCUCGUCCGGUUAGUCAAGAUUUGAGAAGGAGUGAAGACUUGAUACCCGCAAUAUCAUCUGAUUGCGCUCUGA
Messenger RNA from Gaeumannomyces tritici R3-111a-1, 1413 nucleotides. RefSeq lists its product as hypothetical. Lineage: Eukaryota; Fungi; Ascomycota; Sordariomycetes; Magnaporthales; Magnaporthaceae. Bases 551 to 1117 code for a protein of 188 amino acids. The transcript has 2 exons. The record is from RefSeq and is a predicted model, not a curated record.